Messenger RNA from Arabidopsis thaliana (thale cress), 1561 nucleotides. Its product is annotated as polyamine-modulated factor 1-binding protein. Gene Ontology annotation, biological process: negative gravitropism; response to red or far red light. Lineage: Eukaryota; Viridiplantae; Streptophyta; Magnoliopsida; Brassicales; Brassicaceae. The record is from RefSeq and is marked reviewed. Bases 256 to 1209 code for a protein of 317 amino acids. The transcript is spliced from 2 exons.
GGAAAAAAGCAAAAAAUCAAAAGAAAAAAAAAAAGUAAAGGAGCAACAAAAGCAAAGCAGGUGGUCCGUUCCCAUUUCUCUGUAAUUUGUCUUCGUCUCUACCUUCCAUCUCUCUCACCCACUCUCCUCGGAAACCACAGCGACGGACGGACGGACGGACGAUAAAACUUUUGCCUCUAAUUUGCUCCUACAAAUCUGGAAUCAGCCGGAGCGAAUCUCGAAGCUUAUGAUCUCGACUUGCUGAAGAGGCUGGGAAUGGCUGGUAAAGAGGAGACUGAUGUAUCUGCACAAGGGUCUUUAACCAGGGAGGCCACUGAGAUAUGGAGGAGUGAGUUGGAAUCUCGCCGGUUUCAGGUAGAUAGUUUAGAAGCUGAACUUGUGGAUGUCAAGGCUUACCUUGAGUUUGGCUCAGAAGAAGAUGCCAGAAAGGAGUUAGGAGUUCUUUCGGGUAGGGUCAGAUCGACUGCAACUAUGUUGCGUUAUUUGAGAUCAAAAGCUAGAGUCUUGGCCAUUCCUGAUGAUCUAGCAAAUGUGUCAUGCGGUGUGGAACAGAUUGAAGAACUGAAAGGAUUGAACCUUGUUGAGAAAGAUGGUGGUUCAUCUUCUUCUGACGGGGCUAGGAACACUAAUCCUGAAACUAGAAGGUACAGUGGUUCCUUGGGUGUAGAGGAUGGAGCCUAUACUAAUGAGAUGCUCCAGUCCAUAGAGAUGGUUACUGAUGUGCUGGACUCUCUUGUGAGGAGGGUUACAGUAGCAGAAUCUGAGUCUGCUGUUCAAAAGGAGAGGGCACUUUUGGGAGAGGAAGAAAUCAGUAGGAAGACUAUCCAAAUCGAAAAUUUGUCCGUGAAGUUAGAAGAGAUGGAACGAUUUGCUUAUGGGACUAAUAGUGUUCUAAACGAAAUGCGGGAAAGGAUUGAGGAAUUAGUUGAAGAGACGAUGAGGCAGAGGGAAAAAGCUGUGGAAAACGAAGAGGAGUUGUGUCGUGUGAAGAGAGAGUUCGAGUCGCUUAAAAGCUACGUCAGUACUUUUACCAAUGUUCGAGAAACACUUCUUUCGUCCGAGAGACAAUUCAAAACCAUUGAGGAGCUCUUUGAACGGUCAGUCUCAUAUCUUCUUUAUGCAACUGUUCCAUCACUCCUUAACCACAAAGAUUUAAUAUUUUCUUCACCACACCACAAUAUGUUAAUGGUGAAGCAGGUUGGUCACUAAGACGACACAAUUAGAAGGGGAGAAGGCACAAAAGGAGGUUGAAGUACAGAAACUGAUGGAGGAGAAUGUGAAAUUGACAGCACUUCUCGACAAGAAAGAGGCUCAGCUUCUAGCUUUGAAUGAACAAUGCAAAGUUAUGGCUUUGAGUGCAUCAAACAUAUGAAAUUUGCUUUAUCUUUGCAUUGUUGUUGGCUCAUCUCUUAUUUUUUUCUUGAGACAAUGCUUUCGCAGAAGUAGAUGAAUGCAAUCUUCUUCCUUCAUUGUUCUUUGCUUCAAAUGUGACAUUGUAAUUUUUUAUCUGUAGAUUAUUAUGGUUUAUGCAUAAGGAAGAAUGUUCGUACUCCGAAACGGC